This is a messenger RNA of Rhagoletis zephyria (snowberry fruit fly), 1397 nucleotides long. Lineage: Eukaryota; Metazoa; Arthropoda; Insecta; Diptera; Tephritidae. The record is from RefSeq and is a predicted model, not a curated record.
AUGGCCCGUUCAGUGCCCGUCGGCAAUGGCUUUGGGCCCAACGGCGCUGCUGCUGAGGCAGAGCCACCUUCCGGUGCCUUUCCGCCCAUUGGCAGCCUGGGCGCCAGCAUUGCCGCCUACCAGCCGGUGCUGGGGCAGCCGCAGCAGACGCUGCCCCAGCCACCACAACGCCACAACUCGGGCGCCAUCAUUGGGAGCACUGACUCGCUGGCGCUGCACGCCAAUGGUAACGGUCCCUCCCUGCAGACGGCUGCCGUCUCCUCAUCAAUGGGCGUCGAAGCGCAACAGCAGCCACAACAGCAGCGCUCCCAGAGCUACUACAUCAACCAGCUGCCGGUGCAGCUGCAGUCGGGCAUCGAGCCGCCGGCGCCCAUCACCACGCCCAUCACCAUCAACGCCUACAGCCUGCACGGGCCCGAGCUGGUGACGCUGGUCAUUCGCAAUGAGAACUUCUUUGACCGGGGCGCCUUUGGGACGGUCUUCCAGGCGCGGCUGAUCAACCAGGACAACCGCCGGGUGGCGGUGAAGACCGUCCUCCAGGACAAGCGGUACCGCAACCGCGAGCUGCCGCUCAUGAAGUCGCUGACGCACCCGAACAUUGUCACCCUCUUCUACUACUACUUCUCCACCCGGUCCGCCGAUCCAAGGGGUGAUAAAUGCCUGAACCUGGUGAUGGAGUUUAUGCCGUCGAACGUCUCGCACCUGAUUCCGCGCAAGCCCAAGCAGCGCGACCCCAAUUCGAUUCCCAACACGCCGCUCGCCGUGAAGGUGGUCAUGUACCAGAUCUUUCGCGCCCUCAGCUACAUUCACCUGAACGGCAUCUGCCACCGGGACAUUAAGCCGAACAAUCUGCUCUUCAACCACGCUGACGGCGUCCUCAAGGUCUGCGACUUUGGCAGUGCAAAACGACUCGUUCCUGGCGAGCGAAACGUCUCCUACAUCUGCGCCCGGUACUACCGAGCACCGGAGCUGCUCUUUGGUGCAACGAACUACACGAAUAUGAUUGAUCUCUGGUCGGCGGGCAUCGUCUUCAGCGAGCUGCUGCUCGGCUUUCCCAUCUUCUACGAGAGCUCCGGCAUCGACCAGCUGGUGAACAUCAUCAGCAAGCUGGGCACGCCCAAGACGGAGGAGAUUCAGGCGAUGAACAAGGACUACGUCAAGUUCAACCUGCCCGAGGUGCCGCGCAUUCCCCUGCGCAACCUCUUCGCCAACAACGUCGCCAGCAUCAGCGAGGUGACGCUCGACCUCAUCGGGCAGCUCUUUCAGUACGACCCGCAGAAGCGCAUUCGCCCGCUGGACGCUUGCGCCCACCCCUACUUUGAUGAGCUGCGCGACCCAAGCAAGAAGUGGGUCAACGGCCGGGAGCUGCCGCGGCUCUUCAACUUCACCGAGGAGGA